Messenger RNA from Orbilia oligospora ATCC 24927, 870 nucleotides. RefSeq lists its product as uncharacterized. Lineage: Eukaryota; Fungi; Ascomycota; Orbiliomycetes; Orbiliales; Orbiliaceae. Gene Ontology annotation, molecular function: oxidoreductase activity. The record is from RefSeq and is a predicted model, not a curated record. The transcript has 5 exons. The coding region runs from base 1 to 870 and encodes 289 amino acids.
AUGUCAUCGAAAGAAGUCCAAAAAGCAUUUACGGCGAACACAUGCCUUACGCUUUCGAAUGGGCAAAAAAUACCACAAAUACAACUCGGUGUGUGGGAGUCUUAUGAUGAAGAGUGUUAUAAUGCUGUCAAGUGGGCUUUAGAGGCUGGUUAUCGAGGAAUCGACUCAGCAGAAUGGUACGAAAACGAAGCCAUCUGCGGCCGAGCCAUCAACGAAUACCUAACCGCAACUUCGACACCCCGAUCUUCCAUCUUCUUCACAACCAAACUCCGCAACAAUGUAUCCUACUCCGAAACCCGCUCCGCCAUAAAACGCAGCCUCAAAGAAUGCAAUCUAGGAUACAUAGACCUCUACCUCAUUCACGCCCCAUACGGUGGACCCAUGAUCCGCGAAGAAAUCUACCGCGCCGUAGUCGACGCCGUAAAAGAUGGUGAAGUAAAAGGAUGGGGGGUAAGUAACUACGGCAUAAGACAUCUUCAAGAGAUCCUUGAUAAGUUCCCAGAUUAUCCACCGCUGGUGAAUCAAAUCGAACUCAACCCGUUUAAUACACAAUCACAUAUUGUGGAGUUUUGUAGACAACAUAAUAUUGUGUUGCAGGCGUAUACGCCGCUUGCGAAGAGUGGGAGGUUUGAGAAUGAGGUUUUGAAGGAGGCUGCGGGACGAUAUGAGGGAAAGGGGAGCGCGGAGGUUAUGAUUAAGUGGGGGUUACAAGAGGGCUUUGUGAGUUUGCCAAAGAGUGUGACGAAGAGUAGGAUUGUGGGGAAUUUGAAGGGGAGUGAAGGAUGGGGGUUGGAGGAGGAGGAUAUGGCUAAGUUGGGAGGGUUGGAUGAACAUUUGGUUACUGAAUGGGAUCCGACAGAUUGCCCCUAA